Messenger RNA from Caretta caretta (loggerhead turtle), 1468 nucleotides. It is a transcript of the gene RRH, whose product is annotated as retinal pigment epithelium-derived rhodopsin homolog. Gene Ontology annotation, cellular component: membrane. The record is from RefSeq and is a predicted model, not a curated record. Gene Ontology annotation, biological process: G protein-coupled receptor signaling pathway; visual perception. NCBI's taxonomy places the organism in Eukaryota, Metazoa, Chordata, Testudines, Cheloniidae. Gene Ontology annotation, molecular function: G protein-coupled receptor activity.
CCUGAAAGGAUCUGGGAGUGUUUUGUGUAUGUCCUCUUGAAGAACUGACAUGGAGGGAAUACCCCAGUUUCUUCAGUCUAAAAUGUUUUGGAAUGUUUCAACUAACUCCUCAGAAAGUGAAAAUGAAGCUCAGUCAGUCUUUUCACAGACUGAGCACAAUAUAGUCGCAGCUUACUUAAUAACAGCAGGGGUGAUAAGCCUUCUCAGUAACAUAAUUGUGUUAGGCAUCUUUGUUAAGUACAAGGAACUUCGGACAGCAACAAAUGCAAUUAUUAUUAACCUGGCUUUUACCGACAUCGGUGUUAGUGGCAUUGGUUAUCCUAUGUCUGCUGCUUCAGACCUACAUGGAAGCUGGAAAUUUGGCUACACUGGAUGCCAGAUCUAUGCUGCCUUAAAUAUCUUCUUUGGAAUGGCAAGUAUCGGGUUGCUUACAGUUGUUGCAAUUGAUCGUUACCUGACAAUCUGCAGGCCUGAUAUAGGAAGAAGAAUGACUACCUGUACCUAUACUUCCCUGAUCCUAGCUGCUUGGAUAAAUGCAGUCUUUUGGGCCUUGCUCCCUAUUGUAGGUUGGGCUAGCUAUGCCCCAGAUCCAACAGGAGCCACCUGCACAAUAAACUGGCGGAAAAAUGAUGCGUCCUUUGUUUCUUAUACAAUGACUGUAAUUGCUGUUAAUUUUGUCGUGCCCUUAACAGUCAUGUUUUACUGUUACUACAAUAUUUCCCGAACAAUGAAACAGUACACUACCAGUAGCUGCCUGGAGAGCAUCAACAUAGACUGGUCUGAUCAAGUAGAUGUCACAAAGAUGUCUAUUGUGAUGAUUGUGAUGUUUUUGGUGGCUUGGUCUCCAUAUUCCAUUGUAUGCUUAUGGUCUUCCUUUGGAGACCCAAAGAAGAUUUCUCCUGCAAUGGCCAUCAUAGCACCUCUAUUUGCAAAAUCUUCCACAUUCUAUAACCCCUGUAUUUAUGUCAUUGCAAACAAAAAGUUCCGGAGAGCAAUCCUGGCAAUGGUUCGAUGUCAAACUCGGCAGGAGAUAACUAUUAAUAACACCUUACCAAUGAGUGUCUCUCAGAGCACACUGACAUGACGAGAAGCUGCUUGAAAGCACUGCCACUUUAUUUACCCUAUCGUAUAUGUUUUGUACACUACAUGGAAAUAAGUGGUCAAACCUGGGCCACAAUUAAAUUUGUAUUACACUGUAAUAAUAAUCCACUCCAACAUGCCAGUUUGUUUCUCUUUGUCUCAAUAACAUUUAAUACAGUUUUUUGUAAAAUGCCAAGAUUUUAGUACUGAAGAGUAGGCCAAUUGGCAUAAUAUGCUUAUCCCUCUCGAAAGGCGAUCGUGAAUGCUCACUGUGUUUUGUAACUCUUGGAUAGUGGGAUAAAAUGGUGUGGGAGAGAGGAAGGGAGAAUAAAGCAGGAUCUGCUUAAUUGUGCUACAGUAACAGAAAUAAAUUUUGUGUAUGUGUAAU